CAAAGUGAUUUUUUCUCACACCUUUGACACUUUUUUCAGACCUUGCGAAGUCUGACGCUCUCCACUCCGUCGGCCAUGGCGAAUCAGGAGGGAGAAGAGCAGGUGAUGAGCGAAGUGCAUCUCGGCUGCCCGCCGCAUGUUUCCGGCCCCUACAUCUCUCACUUCGCCGUCUCCCUUCCCCCUACUCGUCAUGCUGGUCGACUUCCAAAGGGAGCAGCUUCUAGGGAAACACUUCGCUUGGACAAUGGCUGUGACUAUGCUCAGAAUGGGGAGAAUUGCUGUUCCUUUGAGCAUAAUGAUUCUCAAUCCAGUGCCCACAUUCCUCAACAAGAACAUCUUUCUUUGGAUAAAGAUGGUGAUCUUGUUCUGACUCGUCGAGAGAAUCCUAAUAAUAGAUGCUUGAGUUUUGGUUUAAGCAUCCAACAUUCUAUUACCUCUUCACUUCUUGAAGUUGGACUCCAAGUUUGGAAGGCGGCACUGGUAUUGACCGAUUUCGUUUUGCAUAAAAGUUCUACCUCAUCUUACUUCAACGACGUCGUUGCAGUAGAACUUGGUGCUGGAACAGGUUUGGUUGGCAUCGUUCUCUCAAGGAUUGCUAAGAAAGUCUUCAUAACAGAUAAAGGUGUUCAUAUCCUAAACAACUGUGAUGCUAAUACUCAUGUCAACUGGAGUAUGCUUAAAUGUAAGGAUAACACUGUCUGUGUGAGGGAACUCGAUUGGAUGGAUUCGUGGCCUCCCAAUGCAACAACUGAUUCUUCGCCUCGGUCUAGGUCGCCGAAUAAAAGAUACCUGUGGAGCUCUGAGGAGAUCGAGGAGGUUGAAAGCGCCACGGUUCUCUUGGCGGCUGAUGUUAUCUACAGCGAUGAGCUAACUGAUUCUUUCUUCAGCAUGGUGGAGAAGAUAAUGGCUAGAGGUUCACACAAGACCUUGUACCUGGCGUUGGAGAAGAGAUAUAACUUCAGCUUAGAUGAACUCAAUGUCGUUGCUAAUGGUUAUUCUCACUUCCGAACCUAUUUCAAGAGUGAAGAAUAUGGAGAAGGCGACGGACUUCAACCAGGCUUUGUCGGCAAGCAGAUUGAUCUUGCUGAGAUACCCCAGUACAUAAGAGAGUAUGAUAGGGGAAAGGAUGUGGAGUUGUGGAAGAUUACUUAUCGCCAAGGUGGACUCGGGGUCUUGCCUCAGUGAAAAUGGAAUUUUUGAUAGGAAAAAGUUUCUUGUGCUGCUUUUACAGAUGAAAACAGCAAUUCAUGGGAUAUGACAUGGCAGAUAUUUAGAAUGGUUAUAUUAAGAGUUAUAUACUAAUGAAUUCUUUAUGAAUUAAACACUUUCAACUUCAGUUCA
Messenger RNA from Zingiber officinale, 1341 nucleotides. RefSeq names its product methyltransferase-like protein 22. The transcript is spliced from 10 exons. The record is from RefSeq and is a predicted model, not a curated record. Gene Ontology annotation, cellular component: nucleus. The coding region runs from base 76 to 1185 and encodes 369 amino acids. Gene Ontology annotation, molecular function: protein methyltransferase activity. Lineage: Eukaryota; Viridiplantae; Streptophyta; Magnoliopsida; Zingiberales; Zingiberaceae. Gene Ontology annotation, biological process: protein methylation.